UUAAACCCCCAAUCCGAAAGAGAGCGCACUUUCCCAAAUGAGGAAGGAGCAGGAAUUCGACCCUAAUUCUCUAUGGACGUAAUAGAAACGGCAGGUUUGCCUACAAUGGAAGACAAGGCCAACCGGAAGUAGCAGAACUGUGUCCUAAGUUUCUAUCUUGGAACGAAGAGCCUGGCAACAGCAGCGAACAUCAUUUGCGUCCCCAGGGCAACAAGCAGUUGCCGCCGAGCGCCGUCCGUUGCGAGGGCCGGAAACGGAAGUAGUCGAACCCUCCGCUUCAGCUGAUAGGAACCCGGAAAUUGGUCAGGGGAUGGCGGCCGGUCGAAGUUUAAGUCGCUCGGAGCGGAAAGCGGCGGCUCGCGCUGAAUUCCUCCGUCAAGAAGAGCAGCGAGAGCGACGGAGGCAGGUGUCCCGAAUCCUACGCAAACCAGCGGCUGACCGGAGCGCCGACGAGGCGAUGCUUCUGUCUGGAUGUCAAGAGAUGGUGCGGGAUCUGGAGCGACUUCGCAAGAAGCGUGAGAGGCUGCGGCGCCGGCUAGAGGAGGUGUGUGAUGAGCCUGACGAAUUGAAGAGGAAAAUCAGUAAGCUAUCUGCUGUUGUCCGAGGAGCUAAACAUCUUAUUGUAUAUACCGGAGCUGGCAUAAGUACGGCAGCUUCAAUUCCUGACUACCGAGGCCCAAAUGGGGUGUGGACAAUGCUGCAAAAAGGGAGAAGUAUCAGGGCUACCGAUCUGAGUGAAGCAGAGCCCACACUCACCCACAUGAGUAUUGCUUGUUUGCACAAGAACAAACUGGUGAAGCAUGUUGUGUCUCAAAACUGUGAUGGGCUUCACUUGCGCAGUGGACUUCCUCGAGAAGCCCUGUCUGAGCUGCAUGGAAACAUGUAUAUAGAGGUUUGCACGUCUUGCACACCCAAUCGUGAAUAUGUACGGAUAUUUGAUGUGACAGAGCGCACAGCCUUGCAUAGGCACCAGACUGGGAGAUUAUGCCAUAAAUGUGGAGCCCAGCUGAGAGAUACAAUUGUACACUUUGGAGAGAAGGGUAUUUUACCGCAGCCCUUGAACUGGGAGGCAGCAACAGAAGCUGCUAGCAAAGCAGAUGUGAUCCUUUGCUUGGGGUCCAGCUUGAAGGUUUUGAAAAAGUAUCCACAUUUAUGGUGCAUGAGUAAACCACCCAGACAUCGCCCUAAACUCUAUAUCGUAAAUCUCCAGUGGACACCAAAGGAUGAUCUCGCAGUCUUAAAACUUCAUGGAAGAUGUGAUGAUGUGAUGAAGUUGUUGAUGGAUGAGUUGGGUCUUCCCAUUCCUUCCUACGAUAGAAUUAAAGAUCCCAUCUUUUCUCUGGCUGUUCCUUUGCAACCUGAAGAAGAAAGCAGUCAUAACCGAAAACCCGUGGCUCCACCAGCAAGUCUUCAUGAAGUACAACUGGGAGAAGAACAACAGAUGCAUCCAGAUCCUCCCUCCGGUGGCUGGUUUGGCAGAGGCUGUGCAAAAGGCACAAAGAGGAAAAAGAACUCUUGAUAACCAUUUAAAAAAAAAAAAAAGAUCUUGAGGACCAACUAUAGUUGCUAAAAUCAGGGCAAGAAAUGACAUCUGCACUAGAAUUCAUCAGGAUUACUGGGCUAACUGGAAGAAAACACAGCUGCUAUUUUCAUAGAGAUUUUUUAUAAUUACGUGACAAGGACCAAAGCCUAGCUUGGGUUUCUGCCGGUUAAGGGGAGGUUGGCAUUUAAUACUCAGGGCUGCCCAAUUAACAAUUAUUAAUAAAAUUAUUAUAAAUGGCUGCUGACA
This is a messenger RNA of Crotalus tigris (Tiger rattlesnake), 1789 nucleotides long. It is a transcript of the gene SIRT7, whose product is annotated as sirtuin 7. The transcript is spliced from 10 exons. Bases 311 to 1519 code for a protein of 402 amino acids. Lineage: Eukaryota; Metazoa; Chordata; Lepidosauria; Squamata; Viperidae. The record is from RefSeq and is a predicted model, not a curated record. Gene Ontology annotation, molecular function: NAD+ binding.